Molecule: messenger RNA, 3343 nt
Organism: Syngnathus typhle (broad-nosed pipefish)
Lineage: Eukaryota; Metazoa; Chordata; Actinopteri; Syngnathiformes; Syngnathidae
Exons: 12
Coding region: 762-2645 (627 amino acids)
Molecular function (GO): protein binding
Source: RefSeq, a predicted model, not a curated record
GGAGUGAUUGACAGAUGGACGGUGGGCGGAGGGCAGGGCUUGUCCUUCUGUUCCAAUCCUUUUCUAUUGCUCGCUCGCUUCUGCGCGUUCUCGCCUCGCUCGUGCACUCCGCGCGCGCGCCCACGAGAGUCUCCCACUUGGCGUGGCUGCUCUUUGCAGGGAAGGAAGGAAGAUAGGAGCGUAGGAAGGAAGGCAGCCAGGAAGAUUUGGAAGAUGCUCGGAGGAGACGAGGAGCGCUUUCUGGCGGGAUGAGAAGAGCACGCGCGAGCUGACGGACGGCGCACUGCGGAGGCGCCAGGAAGAGAGUAGACGUGAUUAUUGGCUCCUUUUGCGUUAUCACGUGUUAUCGAUCGGUGCCGAGCGGAACCGGGACCCCGCCCGCCUGGAUGGAGGCAGGCGAGCACGUGCAUGAUCUGCAGGCUUCCCACAAUCUGCAAUGGGAUUUACUUGUUCAGAUGCUUGAUUGACAGGACGGCACGGCACGGCACGGCGCGGCGCGACGCGGCGCGACGCGGCGCUGCACGACACGGCCGCUCCUCCCCUCUCACCCCCACCCACCCCACAACUGACCGAGGACCCCCCCCUUCACACGCACAAACAAGCACCACUCCCCAGCCGUGUCUUUUCGACAUCCUCACAAAGCGGCUGACGGCCAACGACGAACACCUCGAGGAAUCAAUGAGGGCUUUGGGACGCCUUUAGCCCCGCCUCCGCAGCCACACCCUACGUGAAGAGGACCGCCCCUUCUCAGGAGCGCGGCCAUGGGGGGCCGCUGGCCGCCGGCCCUGCCGGUCCUCCUGGCGGCGUACUGGCUGGUCCCGCUGAGCGGCGCGUCGUCAUCCAUGCUGUGUCCCGAGCGCUGCACCUGUCAGAACCUGCUUCCGUCCUACACCGUUCUGUGCGCCAAGACGGGUUUGCUCUUUGUGCCGCCUAACGUCGACAGACAGACGGCCGAGCUGCGCCUCAUGGACAACUUCAUCACCACGCUCAGGCACCGAGACUUCGCCAACAUGUCCAGCCUGAUCCACCUGACGCUGAGCCGUAACACUAUCAGCCAGAUCCGGCCGUUGGCCUUCGCCGACCUCCAGGACCUGCACGCCCUCCACUUGGACGGCAAUCGUCUGACUAACCUGGACGACGCCCACUUCCAGGGCCUGGUCAACCUGCGUCACCUCAUCCUUGCCAACAACCAGCUGCACCGCAUCUCCCAAGGAGCCUUCCAGGACUUUCUGGAGACCCUGGAGGACUUGGACCUAAGCUACAACAAUCUGGUGAACGUCCCGUGGGAAACCAUCUCCAUGCUUGCAAGCGUCAACACACUCAGCCUGGACCACAAUCUCAUUGAGAGCGUUCCCGAGGGAAUCUUCUCCAACCUCCACAAGCUGGCCAGGCUGGACAUGACGUCCAACAAGCUGAAGAAGAUCCCGCCCGACCCCCUCUUCCUGCGCAUCCCGGUGUACGCCAAGAUGAAGGGCUCGCCGUUGACCGCCUUGGUCCUGAGCUUUGGCGGGAAUCCGCUGCACUGCAACUGUGAGUUGGUCUGGUUACGGCGCCUGACCCGCGAGGAUGACCUGGAGACCUGCGCCUCCCCUCGAGACCUCGCCGGGAAGUACUUCUGGACCAUCAGAGAGGAGGAGUUUGUGUGCGAAGCUCCGAUGAUCACUCGCCACACGUCUAAGAUGUUUGUGAUGGAGGGCCAGGAGGUGAGCCUGCGCUGCAAGUCCAUGGGCGACCCCGAACCCUCCACCCAUUGGGUCAGUCCCGACGGGAAGCUGAUGGGCAACACGUCGCGCACCGUCUGCUAUGACAACGGCUCGCUGGAUAUCCUCAAGGCUUCCGUCAAGGAUUCCGGAAAGUUCACGUGCAUCGCAUCCAACGCGGCCGGCGAGGCCACGGCGCCAGUGGAGCUGGUGGUCAACCCCUCGCCGCACUCAGAGCCCAAGCCGGACGCCGACCCGGGGCCCUCGGACGUGCCCACGUCCAUCAAGUCCAACGGCGGUCAGGCGCGAGUCGCCCAGCAGCGGGUCAGCGUGUCCGAACUAACGGCGAGCACCGCCCUCAUCACAUGGCCCGCGCAAAACCACAUUCCAGGCGUGCGCACCUACCAGAUCCAGUACAACAGCUCUGCGGACGACUUCCUCAUCUACAGGAUGAUCCCGGCCAAUCACAAGUACUUCCUGUUGAGCGAUCUGGCGUCCUCCCGCGAUUACGACUUGUGCGUCCUGGCCAUCUACGACGACGGCCUCGCCGCCUUGACCGGCACAAAGAUGGUGGGAUGCGUCGCCUUUGCCACCGAACAAGAGUACGGACGGUGUCACUCCAUACGAGACCAGUUUUUGGGUGGCACCAUGAUCCUGAUCCUCGGCGGCAUCAUCGUGGCGUCCGUUCUGGUCUUCAUCUUCAUUCUGCUGAUGAAGUACAAGCUGCACAGCAACCACCACCACAAACACAACACCGACGCCCGACACGCCCACGUCUGUUCGCAGACCAACGGAGGGGGCGGAGGCACCGCCCUGCCCUCACCCGGACAAGGCACACACAAAGGCCGCCAGCUGUCUGCGGACGGGUUGCCGGCCGCCGCUACCGCCGCGGGCCUCAGGGGAACGACCGUUGUGGAUUUGAGCGCCGCCGCCGCGUCGCAAUAACAAAGGGAAGCAAUUGUCUAUCAAAGCCAAUAUUCCACAGCCCCUCCCCGUUAUUAUCAUUUGGUUUGCCGCCGGUGCCCAGGCUGAGGAGGUGAGGCAGUGACCAGCGUCGUCCCGCGCCGGAGCCUUCCUGGUUGCAUGAAGCAACCCCUGCGCACCCAAACUCACAAGCAAAGUGAGUCCACAUCAGAUGGUCUGGCACCACCAGGACUUCUUUGCACUUUUGGGACGCCCGACCCACGUUGCCCGGCUCCUUCGCCAGAAUCGACGAGUAAAGUACUCGUAUCGUCGAAUGGAAACAAUCGCCUUUCCGUGAAGACGCUUCCUCGAGCGGCGGUCUAUAGAGAGCAGCCGACGAGGGACAUUGCGUGAAGAAUGCUCUUUUUAAAAAUGUUCCGUUUAGAACAUUCCAGAAGACGACUCGGUGAAAAACAUUCAUGAUGGAGGAAUAAUUCUCAGAGCGUCUGUCACUAUACGGUACAUUUUGUUCUGUGUAGAUCACGGAAGAACCCGAGUCUGAACAUUUGAGGACUGCGUGAGAAACAUAAACUCCAAACGAGCUCUCUGUUGAGCACACUUCUCGGUUGUUUUGAUUGUUUCACUCUGCAGCGCCACAAAGCCACACGUUUUGCUUUCACUGAAAAGACAAAAGUGGGAUUUAUAAAGAAUGAAAUAAAACAAGUAUUUUCAUCGUUAAA